CUAUGGUUUGUUGCCGCCACCAUGGCUCUCGUCACUCGCUUCCUGAUGCCUAAGCACCCUAAGCACGCCGUGACCGAGGAGACACUUGCCGCCCCCACCAAGCUUGAACAACAACCCCCAGUCACGCAGACAUCGCCCUCAUGGAAACGCCUCUUGAUACUCAGAUAUGACAGCCAGAAGUACUGGGUCCCAAAUCUGCUCGCAGUCCUCAAGGCUGCGGACGAUGGUUUGCUCUCGUCCUCGCUCCUGGCACACAUCAACGGGCCACCCGGGCAACUGGAACUCGACACGCUCUACCAGGCAUUUGCCAACGAAAUGCGUGGCCGAUCCAUUACGGAGCGAUCUACGUAUCCCCUGGAAAUGAACAAAUUUCUUUCUCGAGCGAGAAAACCCAUGAGUGGCCUGGGCCGAUCAAAGUCGAUGUCACAGAUUAACCCAAGGACGCAAAGGAAGAGCAUGGACCUGUCAAAGGCGACGGAGCUGGGCCUUUCCAGAAAUUUUAGUGUAAAGAAGCCAGCAUCCUCUCUGGUUUCGAUGCGCAGCGGACUGCAAGAAAAUGGUACUCACCAGACUGCGAACAAAUCGUGGAUGAAGGACGGACAAACAGCAAAAUAUCAAGGCGACAGGAUGAGGAUAAAGGUCACGGCUGCCGAGCUUACAGCUCUGGCUGUGAUACUGGGAAGCGAGCCGAACAAGAACAUCGGCACUGACCGUGCGUUCACAGAUAUGGGUGCCUACGGUAUCUGCAUCACCCCUACACGGACACAAGGCUCCAAAUAUCACAUCACCCUUACACAAAACAAACUCAGCAGAUCGCAACGGCACGCCCUAGGCUCAGGAGUAUCGACAAUCUUCGCAAAGCACCUCGCAGCUGGCUCUCUUCCCUACCGUCAGGACAAACUCGGUGUACACAGCAUACUCAUCACGGAAGACACGUUCGACACGAUACAAGCCGGUACAUUGCUCGGUCCGGAGCCAAGCGCCACGCAAACACAGCAAUCCAAGUUUCUGACUUCGCUACCCAAUUCGACUGAGCUCAAGUUUUAUGCCCUCACAUCGACCCAAGCCGACACCUCGACAACACUGUUGAAUGCCAUCGCAGCAUUGCCAUUCUCUGGUGGUCUUCCACCCCUUGCCUCCUCGCCGAUGAUCAAAACAAUAAAGUUCAUCGCAUCCGGCAACUUGGAGACGGGAAAGCUACUACAGCGUCUAGAAGCCCUCGUAGACAAAGUACACCGACAAGCACCACACCUCAACAUCUUCGGUCCGCUUUACGAACCUCAGAACACAAAGGCCUUGUACCGCGAGCGAGAACGUCUACGCAAACUUGACACCGACCCACAGACGCCCGACACAUUGGCCGACAAGUCGGCUCGCAUGUCUCGCUACAUCACUUUGCUCGAGCGACUCAUGGCCCUCGUGCCUGACUCAAAGCCACAGAACGUGCUCAAAGCCGUCCAAAAAGCCACACAGAAUGAGAUCCAGCGCGCAUACGAUCACGCAGUGGGGCAGGUACCCCGAUCGUCGAGCACGCGAAGUGCGGAAUCUCAUCUGCAGCCUCCACCUGGUGCGCAAACCACACACCGCUCCACCUCACCACUGUCUAGCCUGCGUCGCCGCUCUAUCCGCUUCAGCUUCUAUUCCAACGUGACGAGCCCCUCCAACACCAGCGAAACAUCCGUGGAAGAAGACAACAACGACUCCAGCCUAGCAAAGCAGAUGGAGCGUGUCCUCAAGUCGGAACUGCCCCUCGAUGUGGCAACAGUUGCCUCUGUAGCGCGCAUGGUGCUUGUGGCAUGGACCCUGAGCGUGGGUACUGUGGCAUGGAAUGACAACGAGGAAGGAUACCGGAUCCCAGAUCUGACCGGCUGGGAUAAGAUGACCAUGUCGUAAGCACUUUGAUGAUUCACAUGCAUGCCUUGUUUCACCGUCAUCAUCAUCAGCAGCAUCAUCAUCAUGCUCCUGAACACGGGGGCGCUCCGGACGAAAUUUACCGGAUUGGUUUUUUCUUUGUACUCUUUUCCUUGAUAUUCCUUGAUAUUCCUUGAUAUUCCUUGAUAUUCCUUGAUUCCAUACGCGUCUUUGUUUCGAAAAAAUUGGGAGUUCAGGAGGCGGCGCGGCCUUAUUGUCGCUUAUCAAAGAUACCACUGGACGUUAGACACGUCGCUUUUCCUAGUUGUUUGUUGUUUCAACUUUUCCUCUGUACUAGUUUCCCUGCUACCACCACCA
Molecule: messenger RNA, 2229 nt
Organism: Exserohilum turcica Et28A
Lineage: Eukaryota; Fungi; Ascomycota; Dothideomycetes; Pleosporales; Pleosporaceae
Exons: 1
Coding region: 22-1893 (623 amino acids)
Source: RefSeq, a predicted model, not a curated record